CUCUGAAUAAUCCACAUCUAGGGCAAGCUGGCUGAGAGGCGAUCCAGUGCUCAGCUCCUCUCUGCAGGCUGAGAAAAGAGACAGAGAGAGAAAGACAACGCUUUUCAACGCAGGAGGAAAAACGUGAGAUUUUGACAGAGCAGGAAGAUACCAAGAAUUAACAGAGGAAGAUUUUCAUCUGCGGAUAUCAUUUAUUUAUACAUAUUGUUUAUAUAUCUAUAUAUAUAUUUGUACACACGCAUAUAGAUAUUUAUAUAUAUAUAUACAUUUAUCCCUGUACAUAACUGUAUUUGUGCUUGUCUGUUUAUAUUAAUAUUUUUAUAUGUAUUUGUGUGUGUAAAUAUAUAUGAUAUAUAAACAAAAGAAUAUAUAUAUAUCUAUGAAUUUAUAUGCGUAUCACUGUGAACCAAGAGAAGCAAGAGGAAAUUUCUAUCAUCGGGGCUGGUCUCUGAUUGUGUGGUCGUAUACAAUAUUUUGAAUAUUUCCUUUGAUCUUCUACGUCAAGAGGACAAAGACUACGUGCCCAUUUUGUAUUUUUGUUUUCCUGUUGCUGCUUCCCGUCCCUCCUGAUCUUUUUUUUUUUCUACGUCCGAGAGGAAUAAAGCGGAGAGUGACAGGAUUUGACGAAAAAGGGAAAAUCUGUAGAAAUUCCUGUGAUUAGUGUUAUUUCCGUCGGCAUUAGCGCUCUGUGAGCCGAUCACAGCGUGCUGUGUGAGAUCUGAGGAGGCAGCAGAGACAGAGUGCCACGCCGCUCAGCUCAGCGUCAGCCCCAGCCAGCACAGCCAGCAUGCACAAACACCACCACUGCUGCAAGUGCCCAGAAUGUUAUGAAGUGACCCGUAUGGCUGCCCUGCGUAGGAUGGACGCCCCGUCGUAUGGAGGAGACUGGCAGGCCGAGCCCUAUGGAUACCCGCCUGGGUACGGGGGAGGCCAGACCUUACCCCCUCCGGCCUCAGGGGGAGGUGGAAGCAUGGGAGGAGGAGGGGGCACUUUGGGGAGAAGUAAGGGCAAGAUUAUGUCUGGUGGGGGCCCUGGAGGCCCCAACCCAAAGGGCCAAUCCAAGGGUGGCCCCAAAGUAAACGGCAACAACUCCAGUGGACAAGGAGGAUGGUGGCCUGAGUGCACCUGUACCAACCGGGAGUGGUAUGACCAGGCCAACCCUCCCCCCAUCAUCGUCAACGCAGACUCACUAGAUGCAGGCCCUUAUGUAAAUGGCAGUGAUGGGAUGUAUAAAUAUGAAGAGAUCAUUCUAGAGAGGGGGAACUCUGGCCUGGGCUUUAGCAUUGCUGGAGGAAUAGACAAUCCCCACAUUCCUGAUGAUCCGGGGAUCUUCAUCACCAAGAUCAUCCCAGGAGGAGCAGCUGCUAUGGAUGGAAGGCUGGGGGUGAAUGACUGCGUGCUGCGGGUGAACGAUGUGGACGUGUCUGAGGUGGUUCACAGUCGGGCAGUGGAAGCCCUGAAGGAGGCAGGGCCCGUGGUGAGGCUGCUGGUCCGACGGAGGCAGGCACCACCCGAGACGAUUCUGGAGGUCAACCUGCUGAAAGGACCCAAAGGGCUUGGAUUCAGUAUUGCCGGAGGGAUCGGCAACCAACAUAUCCCAGGAGACAACAGCAUCUAUAUUACCAAGAUCAUAGAGGGAGGAGCUGCCCAGAAAGAUGGACGGCUGCAGACUGGAGACCGCCUGCUAGCUGUGAACAACAUCGUGCUACAGGAUGUGCGUCAUGAGGAGGCAGUGGCUGCGCUGAAGAACACCUCUGAUAUGGUUUACCUCAAGGUGGCCAAGCCUGGGCCUGUGCAUCUCAAUGACAUGUACGCCCCUCCAGACUACUCCAGCAGCCUGGCCCUCCCUCCAGCCUUCCCCACCAUGGCGGACAACCACGUCAGCCACAACUACAUGGGGGCGAUGGAGCCCAAGCCAGUGUACCCGCCGCCCCAGGUCACCCCGUCCAGGUACUCGCCAGUUCCCCGUCAUAUGCUGGGGGAGGAAGACUUCACGAGGGAGCCAAGGAAGGUGUUGCUGCACAAGGGCUCCACAGGCCUGGGCUUCAACAUCGUCGGCGGAGAAGAUGGAGAAGGCAUCUUCGUCUCCUUUAUCCUGGCGGGAGGGCCAGCUGACCUGAGUGGCGAGCUGAGGAGGGGCGACCGGAUUCUAUCGGUGAAUGGAGUGAACCUAAGAAACGCCACACAUGAGCAGGCGGCUGCAGCACUGAAGAGAGCUGGUCAGACUGUCACCAUCAUAGCUCAGUACAGGCCUGAAGAGUAUAGUCGCUUCGAGUCCAAGAUCCACGACCUGAGGGAGCAGAUGAUGAAUAGCAGCAUGAGCUCUGGAUCAGGCUCCCUUCGCACCAGUGAGAAACGCUCCCUCUAUGUCAGAGCUUUGUUUGACUACGAUCGAACGAGGGACAGCUGCCUGCCCAGCCAAGGACUGAGCUUCUCUUAUGGGGACAUCCUCCAUGUCAUAAAUGCUUCUGACGACGAGUGGUGGCAGGCGAGGCUGGUCACACCACAUGGAGAGAGCGAGCAGAUCGGGGUUAUUCCCAGCAAGAAAAGAGUGGAGAAGAAAGAGCGGGCCAGGUUAAAAACAGUCAAGUUCCACGCCAGGACAGGCAUGAUUGACUCCAACAGGCCAGUCAAAGUAAAGCGCAAAAAAAGCUUCAACCUCUCACGCAAGUUCCCGUUUUACAAGAGCAAGGAGAAUAUUGUGCAGGAGUUGGUGGAGUCUGAACAAUGCCUGACAUCCAACACAAGUGACAGUGAAAGCAGUUCGAAGGGCCAGGAGGACACGAUUCUUUCCUAUGAGCCAGUCAUUCGACAGGAAAUCCACUACACAAGGCCUGUGAUCAUACUGGGUCCAAUGAAGGACAGAGUAAAUGAUGACCUCAUCUCUGAGUUCCCCCACAAGUUUGGCUCCUGUGUACCCCAUACGACUCGUCCAAGGCGAGAGAACGAGAUGGACGGCCAAGACUACCACUUUGUGGGCUCGCGAGAGCAAAUGGAGAAAGACAUUCAGGAUAAUAAAUUCAUCGAGGCUGGCCAGUUCAAUGACAACCUCUAUGGGACGAGCAUUUUGUCUGUCAGAACUGUGGCUGAGAGGCAGGGGAAGCACUGCAUCCUGGACGUGUCCGGCAAUGCCAUAAAACGACUGCAGCAAGCACAACUUUAUCCGAUCGCCAUCUUUAUUAAACCAAAAUCCAUUGAAGCCCUAAUGGAAAUGAAUAAGAGGCAGACGUACGAGCAGGCCAAUAAAGUCUUUGACAAGGCAGUUAAGCUGGAGCAAGACUUUGGAGAGUAUUUCACAGCUAUUGUACAGGGUGACUCACUAGAGGAGAUCUACAACAAAAUCAAGCUAAUCAUUGAGGAGCAGUCUGGUCCCUACAUCUGGAUCCCCUCCUCAGAGAAGCUCUGAGCUCCCUGCCGUCCCCUCUGCAUCGGUGCAGAGCUCCCCUCCUGCCUCCCAGAGACCCCACCCAAGUCCAAAUAGCCCCCCCCCCCCUUCCUCCUCCUCACCUCCUUUUUGCAGAUAUGUUUCAUAUCAAGUUUUAGUGUCAUCAUUAUGUUACUCUCUAAAUGAAAAAGAAGUCUUAUCACCAUUACUGUGACUGUGCACACCCCUGCAUGAGUUUCUCAACAAAUCCAUUCAAGACUGGAAAUGCCAUUCCAAAGGAAUUUGUCAAAUGAAAAACAAAAGGGAAAAGGAAUAAAUCCUUUUGUGAACUGGGACUGACUGAAGAUCAGAAUGUUUUACAGAAAUCUGGAGAGAUAGAGGAGUUGGGAUUCAAAAAGAAGUUGCAGGGAAACAGAGACAAAUCAUACCAAGUUGGAACACUUUGUAAAUGUUCAUCAAAUCACAUUUAAAAAGACGCGCAAGAUGAGAAAUGAAGACCAAUUAAGGGUUGUUGUUUUUUUUCUUUUUCUAAAAAGACUGGAUAAAAUCGAGCCCUGCUGAUGGUACUGUUCAAGGAGUCAUCUCCCUUGUUUAUAAUGACUGAGGAAAUUAGUGGAGCCUACAAACUGGUGAUCUAUUUAUCACAAACCAGCUUGCUGUUUGGUCGUCUGCCAGUUGUCUGUGCUGCAGCUGAUAAAGACAUCUCGGGAGGCAGAUCAAGAGGAAGAAGUGCGUUGUGAAUCUCUACAUUUAUAUUAUGAAAUCACAAGAUAAAUGAUAAAAUCCCACUGAGAUUUUACUACAUAUUAAAAACUACACAUUUUACACUUCACUAGAAUUGUCAAUUUGGAGGGCUGUUAGAUUUCAUUUUUGUUUUUUCUUUCUCUUUUGUUUUCUUUCUUUGUGGGAUUUUUUGCUUGUGGUUUUUAGCUGCUCUGUGUAAAGGACGGGGGUAGAGAAGUGUAACUGGGCUCUCUGCAAAACACCAAACUGCCUUACAUCAAAUACAAAUUCUGUUUUGUGACUACCUGUUGUCUGUGAGGGAGGCUGCACACAAUUUAACGAGGAAAAGAGAGGGAAUGCUCAUCUUUUUCUCACGUUUUUUUGUGUCCUCCAACUGCCAGGAGGCCUGACUCGAGUGCAAUAGAUAAAACUAAAGUCUCACCUCUGUGGGCGCCUUUUCUCCCCUCCCCCUGUAUUUCAAACUUCCUUCCUGCAUAAUUAAAUAAUUUGGCCAUUGGAUUACAAUUUGGACAGCCAGAGCCUCCUAACUCAUGUUGAGCAGCAGACCACCCUAUUACACUCUCUGCCUUCCAAGAGGAUUCUCUUCUGAUUGAAUGGUCACAUGGUACUGUCCUAUCUGCCGCCAUGACGGCGGCCUUAAAACGGGUAGAACAAGACAAUAAUUGUAUUGGAUGUCCUAACAAUUAAAAGUCAAUAUAACCUGUUUUGGAUUGUCCCCCUGUCCCCCUACCAAAAAUAACACUAAAGUUGGGUUUGAUUAAAACCUACAUGCUUUGUGUAUCUAUAAUGAAUUCCUCAUCUGUUGUUGGCAGGUGCUGAACCACUGUGUUGAGCUCUUAGUGUGUCUGGGGUGAGCUAGACCAGCUCAGGAAUCUUUAACGUACAGAUACCAUUUCCCCUGCGACCGAAAGGCCACGUUUGGGCGAUGACACCGAGAGUUCGUAGCUGUCAAAUGUGAACGAACAAGUACUAAAAGUGCUUCGUUAAAGGCGUUUUCAACCUAACAGUGUAAUCAGGCUGUAUUGUGUGUCUUCAAGGCUGUCGGCACGGUAACCUUUGAGUCGGCAUCACCAGGAUUGAAAUGACCUGCUCCGCCCUCCCAUGCAGAUUUUGGCACUGUAUGUUAAUGUGUGCAUGCGAGAGAGCACAUCCGAAGAAGGAACGCUGUCCGUGGCGCCUGAUGCUGUGAAAACGCUUUUCCCUCCUCAGCUUUUUGAAGAGUGCAAAGGAGUUUCUUUGUUUUCCUCUCAAGAGAGCCAGACCCAACAGGAAGUGGUAACCUAGACCUCUGGGUCCCCCCCUCCCCCCUCUGCUCUCUCCCACCCACAGAGCACCUGUACCUGCAGGCAUUUUCUGAACAGGUGUGCCCACCUGCCAGGCACCACUGCUAAACCAGCUGUCAUUACCUGUGUCAAAACCAGAGUUCAGGGAAUAACCGAAGGGAACAGAGCCAUUUAUAAACUGCUUGCAGACUGUUUCAAAGGGUGUGGUAGCUGUACAAUGUAAAUAAGCCCCCAGCAGAUCCCCCUCACCUGUGCUUCAUGCAUGUGUGAAUCAAACUGGGACAAACAUGUUUUAUAGACCACAAAUGUCAGGUAAGUAAAGUUUGAGCUACUCUUGAGAUAUAAUUUCCAUACAAAUGUGCUGUAUUGUUGGUUAUUUCUCUUCAAAUGCCUAUUGGAAAACUUAACUAGUCAGUUUGGGAAUUCGGUUCCCUCACGUAGGGCCUGUCUACAUGUGAUUUCUUGUGGAACGUGUCUGGGUGUAUAGAUUUUAAAAAAUAUAUUGUAAAAUAAUUAAAGAGAUGCAGGCAGAAACCUACACGGUAUCACAGAAACCAGGAGCAUUGAUCAAUACAUCAUUAGAAGUUUAGAAUUGGUCCUCUCUGGUGUUUAGUUGAAAUACAGCUGACUGUUAACAAUGUGUGUGGUAUUCAUACCUCAGUCAGCCAUGUCAAAGCCCAAAGAACUUGAUUUCAUUUUACUCUUUCCAUUGAGGUUGUGGUAUAUAACAAGAUGGAACCUGAAUGCCUCUGUGUGUGUAUAAUUGAUGAGGGUCUUUGUUCUGAUGAGAGAAAUGAUGACAUAUAUGCUUUUAUUUUUUGGGGUUGGGGGGGUCAGGGUUCUUGUUUGUACUUUUGGGUGAUGAUGUUUAUGUUAUAGCACAUCUGUGCAGUAAGUGCUUGCAAACAUGAACCCUUUGAUUGUACAGUAGUUUCCUUCCUGUCACUGCAGGUGGUACAGCCUAUCAGGACACUUGGCCUCAUGGUCUUCCCUGUCCUAGUCAUGAGGGAACACAGUCCUGCAACUUUUGUUUUGGGUUUUAUUUUGGGACUUGACAAGAGUUUAUUUGUUUGAAAAUAAAAUAUGUGACUCAGUUAUGA
Molecule: messenger RNA, 6512 nt
Organism: Epinephelus fuscoguttatus (brown-marbled grouper)
Lineage: Eukaryota; Metazoa; Chordata; Actinopteri; Perciformes; Serranidae
Gene: dlg3
Product: discs, large homolog 3 (Drosophila)
Exons: 21
Coding region: 788-3406 (872 amino acids)
Biological process (GO): chemical synaptic transmission
Cellular component (GO): postsynaptic density membrane; neuron projection; neuromuscular junction
Molecular function (GO): kinase binding
Source: RefSeq, a predicted model, not a curated record